This is a messenger RNA of Candoia aspera, 1591 nucleotides long. RefSeq names its product CUE domain containing 1 (gene CUEDC1). Gene Ontology annotation, molecular function: ubiquitin binding. Lineage: Eukaryota; Metazoa; Chordata; Lepidosauria; Squamata; Candoiidae. The transcript is spliced from 10 exons. The coding region runs from base 346 to 1467 and encodes 373 amino acids. The record is from RefSeq and is a predicted model, not a curated record.
AAAAUGCAUCUGGGGCUUUGGAUGCUCUUGUAUUUCUGAAGAGGUCUUUCCCCCAAAGUUGCCUCCUGUCACGGUUUGAUCCAGGCUGAAAUUCUUCACGCUCAACCACUCCAUCUUGCUUCGCCAUCUCCAAUGUGCCGCCAUUUUGUGGGGGAUUAUAGGCCAGUGGUGCUGGAAGACAGUUGCAUAGCUUCUUCUUGACAACGAAACUGGAAGGCAGAUUGUGCUUCACCCUUUCCUCUCCUGGGCCUGGGAUUUAUAAAUUUCUUCUCUUGGUUCUUUCUUUUCCUACCUCAAAGGCUGAUUUGAAAAAGUUCAAACAUUUUCCAAAAACGGAUAUCAAAAAUGACAAGUCUGUUCCGACGGAGCAGCAGCAAUGGCGGCUCGAGGAACAGCUCUUCCGCUCAGGAACUUAACAAUAGCCGCCCCACAAGGCAAGUAAGGAGGCUGGAGUUUAACCAGGCGAUGGAGGAUUUCAAGACCAUGUUCCCCAACAUGGAUUAUGACAUCAUUGAAUGUGUGUUGAGGGCCAACAAUGGCGCCGUAGAUGCCACCAUUGAUCAACUGUUACAGAUGAAUUUGGACUGCAGUGAGUGUGAUGAGAGUUCAGAUUCGGACGACAGUAUUCCCCCGGAGAUUCUGGAACGGACAUUGGAACCUGACAGUUCAGAUGAGGAGCCCCCCCCAGUUUACUCUCCUCCUUCCUAUGAUAUGCAUGUGUAUGGCCGAAAGUACUUGCAGACUCCUCCAGUACCACCACCCAGGACUGAUAUCCAGAAUUCCAGUGGUUCACAAGCACAAAGGCGAUACAGGGACUGGAACCCACCAUUAUUAGGGAAUCUUCCAGAUGACUUCCUCCGCAUCUUACCGCAGCAAAUGGAUACGGUACAGAGUACCCAAAGCUGUCAUCAGACCACCCAGAGCCCUGGAAGCCAGAGGGCCCAGGGGUCACUGGAUCAGGAGAAGAAAUGGAAGCAGUAUUUGGAAGAUGAAAGGAUUGCCCUGUUCCUCCAGAAUGAAGAGUUCAUGAAGGAACUUCAGAGAAACCGAGAUUUCCUCCUGGCUCUUGAAAGAGAUCGAUUGAAGUACGAAUCAAAGAAAUCCAGAAUGAACAGCAUUGCCCUCAGUUCAGAUCCCACUUUGUCCUCAGUAUUAUCUGAUGAGGUCACUCGCUCCUUAACCGGUGUGCCCAGCGGGGCUAUCUCCGAAGAUGCCUUAUUCAGGGACAAGUUAAAACACAUGGGGAAAUCUACACGCAAGAAGUUGUUUGAACUUGCCAGAGCUUUCUCAGAAAAGACCAAAAUGAGGAAGUCAAAAAGAAAACCGCUUUUGAAGCAUCAAGUGAUGGGGACUGCAGCCUCAACAGCUAACCUUCUUGAUGAUGUUGAAGGACAUUCAUGUGAUGAGGACUGCCAGAUAAGGAGGAAGUUACCAGAGGCAGAAGAAUCAUCGAAAGAAGUACAAUAAGAUCCAGAAUUGGCAGUUAGGGGGGAAAAAGCCAAAUGAGAUGAGAAACCGAGAUGGUUAAAAAGGAAGAUAUUUUUUAUGCUGGUGACUCUACCCUGGAAUGGUCCGAGGCUUCCCCGAGUAC